Molecule: messenger RNA, 2535 nt
Organism: Uncinocarpus reesii 1704
Lineage: Eukaryota; Fungi; Ascomycota; Eurotiomycetes; Onygenales; Onygenaceae
Exons: 2
Coding region: 1-2535 (844 amino acids)
Source: RefSeq, a predicted model, not a curated record
AUGGCUGAAACACCUGCUGCAACUAAUAGCCAGGAUGCUCAUGAAGGCCUCAUUAUUCAUCCACCCAUGCCCAGCACUGAAAGUCAAGCUAGUGAUGAGAAAUCAUCAAAUGCAAAUAUCUCACUGACCCUUUCUAGAAGCAAAGCACGCAAGUUAAAAAGAAGGAUCAAAGCCUGCGAGGACGGAUCCGUGGAGGAUGUCGCAAAACAGGACAUCCAGGUAUACUCCCAAGUCAAAAAGAUGUGGCUCAAGUCAAAAUCAAACCGGAGAAACUUCAGUCACUGUAUGCCUUAUGGUAAUGAAGUUAACGACGAUGAGGGCGAUGCACAACCAGAGAAUACACCAGCCAAACAGGACGACGAAGUCCAAGACAAUGAUAUUGUCAGCGGGAAUGCCAGCAGCAACACCAAAGCGAAUGAACAUGGGAAGCAAAGGAAGAAUAAGUGUCGAGCGAAGUCACAAAGCAACCCAAUAAGUGUCCUGAAGCACGGCGAUAAAAAAAACUCGAAAGAACAGGUUGAUUUGACAGAGGACAAGACAAAGCAAUCCGUAGACGAUGAUACUACGAAUGAGGAUGCCACAAACGAGGGAAAAUCAAACAGUUCAAUACUGUCCUCGGAGAGACGCAGAACUUUAUCACAAGCUCCACCAAGUUUGAACGAAGAUGGCACUACUGCCACGUCCUGUACCUUACAGGCGCUAAACACUGGAGAUAGUCAAAAUGAAAAAGAGCCUUGCGAACGAACCAUUUUUUGCAAAAAUGGGAUUGUCUUUGGGCACUAUUCCGACCCAUCGUCAGGAACAGUAUCUUCGCAUCCGCCUCGCCCUAGUCCUCAUUCCGAGCAAGAAUAUCAUCAACAAGUCCGUGGCCCGUAUGACCAGGCAGCGCCGCGUCUCCAUUUUCCAGGAGGUUGGGCCCAGCACUCGGAUCCGUAUCAACAAUCUCGGGUGUCUCAGCCGCACAAUCCAAAGUACUGUCCCCCGUUCUUGGUUCCGGAAGGGUAUUACGGCGCUCAGUACCCAUAUCCACUGCAUAAUACAGCAUGUGCUCCGUAUAAUGAUACAGAGCGAUGUGCUGCAGAUGGCGGGCAACACAGCCACCAGUGGCCAUACCAACGCCCAGUUUCUGAUAUGAGCCAUUGCCCAGUUGAAACUGUAUCUGAUUUGGAUGGUCUGGAUACAAUCCGCAUAAAUCGCCAGGCACGGCAACCCCUGAUUCAGAGAGAUAUCACUCCCAAAGACCGCUUUAACAUGCUAGCAAAUGGUACAGACCGGCCAUUGGAUUUCGAUACUGGGCGAAUCACAGCGGUACCGACUCGCGUUCAGGGCAAUGCAGAUGCCAACACAGAGACGCGGGCGAUAAUCAGUUAUCUUCUUCGGGCCUUCAAAUCCGGUCUGCACUCAGACUACAAAUUGAGUUUGCAAAGCAAGGAGGAACACAUUCCUCCGCUUCACUUUAACCCUCAUAGUCUUAUAAUGUGGAGAAACCCGCACCUGAAUACUAUUAUGAAGAAUAUUGAGAAAGGGCAGUUUCCAAGGGAAAUCAACAUUGUUGCUGAAACCAGCUUUACAAUCCCAGCAGCUUUCGACAUUGCGCUUCAAAACCUCUAUGGUGCUCCGCUAAUGACCAAGGAGCAAAUGGGCAAGCCAGAAAUUCUUGCUGUCAACUGGGGUUGUCAGGUUGGUGAUGUCGCUCGAAUGAAUUUUGCGUUGUCUUAUCUCAGUUCCGGAGCUUUUUUGGCGAACCGGAAUAUCAUUGCAAGCGCGAUUCGAAUGAUAAAGUCGAUCCUUGAUUGGAACACCUUGGAAACACUUGUUCAUUUCGGAUUUGCCACCAACCAGUACCUAAUCGGCUGCAGUGAUGAAUUCGCUCGGGAUAGAGAGUCCGAUUCAGACAGCUCAAACGACGAGAGUAUUGAUACGGUGGAGGAUUUCGAUAUCAAUGGGAACCACCGAGAACCACAGCCCGACAACCCGUUUUUAUCGAAGAAAACCCUCAACCUUGAGCUAGUUCAUAAAUGGGGUCCCAAGUUGCUAAAAGCCGCCCUAAAAUUCGUUGCAGCUGAGAUCACUCCAGAUUUUACGUUUCACCCUUCCGCCAGGACUGCCAUAAUGCCUGAUCGAUUGGGAUGGCCCCAAGAGGCGAGCUACUCGUCGAUUGAGAGCGCGGCGGCCGAUAUCACCUGGCACAAGAAUAGGGCGGUAUCCGCAACGCUUAUAGCGCUCCCAUACAAACAUCUGCGAUUGGUGUUCGAUUUCAUGGCUGCAUUUGGAAAUCAGGAUAUAGAUCUUGCAAGAGCUGUGGUGGCUCAGAGAGAAUCCCGGCGCAUGAGAACUUUGCGCAAACUGCAACUUAACGGCGGCGACGAAGAGUAUUUGCUUCCAACAUCAGAUGUUCCACUGGGAUGGGAAGAGGUUAUCGUCGAGCAAGGACAGAAGAUGAGGCUGGCUAGAGAGUGGAAGGGGGCCAGCGCAACCGUAUCAAACGCGAGUCCCGAUCCGGAGUCCUUGACGCAUUAUCCAGGCUAUUCUUGA